AUGAGCGGGCUUUCAGCUCAAAGCGUGGCGAAUGUGUGGCAGGCUUCUGCGAAUAUGGUCGUGGCGGGCGAAGCAGUGCUAGCGGCCACACCCGCAAGCAGCAAAGCGAAAGCUACAGGGCCCUCCGCACAAGGGCUGAGCAACAGCGUCUGGUCACCUGCUGUUCCAGAGCUGUUUGAGCAGCUUGCGCUGGCUGCUGUGGUGGAGAUCACGAAGUCUCGAGUGUGGGAGUCCAGCGAACAGAACACUGCCAACAGUGGUCGAAGUUUCGCCAGCCCAAGUCACAGGCAGACGACGUCGCUCAAUGCUCUCUCAGCUCAGGCAAGAGAAACGUUGCUGGGCUGGCAGGAGCAGGGCCUCUCCAACCUUGCGUGA
Molecule: messenger RNA, 375 nt
Organism: Symbiodinium sp. CCMP2456
Lineage: Eukaryota; Dinophyceae; Suessiales; Symbiodiniaceae
Source: the annotation of a GenBank genome assembly